Messenger RNA from Oncorhynchus keta (chum salmon), 2314 nucleotides. It is a transcript of the gene cd34, whose product is annotated as CD34 molecule. Gene Ontology annotation, biological process: cell adhesion. The record is from RefSeq and is a predicted model, not a curated record. Lineage: Eukaryota; Metazoa; Chordata; Actinopteri; Salmoniformes; Salmonidae. The coding region runs from base 161 to 1300 and encodes 379 amino acids. Gene Ontology annotation, cellular component: membrane. The transcript is spliced from 9 exons.
CCUUUAUCCUGACAGUCUGUCACGCUCUGCGAGCAGUCACAGGAAACACACACAGGCUCCCCCAGCGCUCAAACACUCACUUAGCUCUCUCUUUGUCUCUCACACACUCCUACAGGGAAACACACACAGACACCGGCAGCACUCACAAAGGAACUGGAGGAUGGCUGUGUCCAUGAGACGAAUGAAUGGGUCCUGGCGAGGGUUGACUCUAGCCCUGGUUCUCUGUGCUCUGUUCCUACACAAUGGAGUUCAAGCAGUUGACCCCACUGAUUCCACUGCUGCACCUGAUACGGUUAUCACAGAUGCCUCCAGCUCUGUUGCAGAUAAUACAUCAGUACUCGAAGAUGCACCUUCCAACCCUACAGUCAGAAAUGGAGUUCAAGCAGUUGACCCCACUGAUUCCACUGCUGCACCUGAUACGGUUAUCACAGAUGCCUCCAGCUCUGUUGCAGAUAAUACAUCAGUACUCGAAGAUGCACCUUCCAACCCUACAGUCAGAAACGACACGGCCACUACUGUCGCCGACGCCACAGCCUACGACACUACUGGGGCCAGUGCUCCUGGAUCAGACCAGGACACUGCCUUCUCCUCCAUGGUGCCAACCAGUGACUUCUUAGCAGGAGGUGAAACUUCUGCAACCACGGCAGGACCUGGUGUACACACACAGGGCACUGAAGCAACUGAUGCACUGGUUGUACCCAAGACACAGGUUCUUGUGAAUCCCAAUGUUGAGUGUGUGGACAAGGAGGCAGUGAAGGACAAGGAUGCAGUCAAGGUGGAUCUUUCUUCAGAAACCAGCUGUUUGGAGACCAAAAGAAUCUUGGAGGAUUCAGCCUGGUGCGCAGGGGACUGCAACCUUCAAGUGUUCCAGGAAGAGAACUCUAACACAUAUCUUUUGACACGCGCUGAUGGUGGUGUUAAGGAAUUGUCAGAGAGCCUGGUCAGUGAAGGCAUCAAGGACCAGCUAGGUGUGGUGGAGGCAGCUCUUCAGUGGGGAACACACACUCCCAUUGUGCUGGUGCCCGUGAUCAUUACUGGCCUGCUGCUGGCAGCUGCCAUCAUCGGAUGCUACUAUAUGAAGAACUACCGUGGACACAACACCAAGGGCAUGAGGCUGGCUGAGGAGGCGUACCCAGUCGAUGAGGAGAACCACGGAAACACCCUGGUGUCUGUUGCCCCUCUCAACCCCCCUGAGAUCCUGGAGAAGCCUGCUAACGGGGACUCCCAAGAGGCCGCCAAGACCUAUCCCCCUCCCACCAACGGCCACUCCACCACCAAGACGGCAGACACAGAGCUUUGAAGACCCCCUAGAACACCUGGAAAAGAAUGGAUCAGAUCCCACACCCCUCCUCCAACACCAACCCUUCCCCCCCAGAACAUCCCCAGAGGCCCCAUCCUACCACGGACAUUAGGGACUAGAACUACCCCUCUUAACCCUCACAUAAACACUCCUUCAGACUUUCUGUGUGACCCACUUCGGCUACAUGCCUCAACAAUUCAAAUGGAGGGACAACCCCAUGGUAAAGUAACCAUAAGACUACAAUGAACAGGUGUUGAUGAUAAUGUGAAUGAUGAUGAUGAUGCCGAGGGCUGUGUUCCUGUCCCUGGGUUGCGGACGUCAUACAGGGCUGGAGACUGGGCCAGGGUUAGUACUGGGUGGUGGGGAGGGAGGGUUUUGUGUUGUCAAUCACCAGUGGCUCUAAGACUGCAGCAUGGGUCACAUCAACCAUGUAGUCAUUUUCAAUGCCCAGGAGGGGCCCUGCCUUCACGUCAUCAGGUUUAAGGCUUCCUGACAUAAAUCCUUUAACCAUAAAUUGAAGCACUGCAUCACUACCACUCACAUUGGUCCUCAGUUGAUCAUAAAAAGGAGAAAAUAACAUAACACAUUCUUGAAUCUGUUUACAAACUUAUCCGAGUGGAAGCUGAGCUAGUUUGGUUAUGUUUGUGUUAUUGUGUUCUGUGUGUGCGUGUGCGUGUGCGUGUAAGGAGUGUUGCUGUGCGUGUAAAAGCAGUGUGUGUUUGUGCUUGUUUUCUGUGUGUACAGGCGGAUGUGUGUUGGCAUGUGAGUGUGUGUGUCUGUGCGAGAAUGUACAUGUGUGUCACCCCAAAAAAUAUAGAAUACAAUUUAUUAAAAUAAGCAGACAAGGUGAUUGCUUGGGGAGAAAGGUCCCUCGUAGUGACCUGGAGAGGGGUCUUCUUUUGGUGCUUAAUCUCACUGUAUCAAUCUAUAGGAGACGAAGCAGGAAGGAAUUCUCCCCUUCAUUACUGCAAGUUCAACCCAGAUAAGCCAAUGGCCUGACAGAAGUUAGAAAAA